Heterobilharzia americana is the source of this 2727-nucleotide messenger RNA. The record is from the annotation of a GenBank genome assembly. Lineage: Eukaryota; Metazoa; Platyhelminthes; Trematoda; Strigeidida; Schistosomatidae.
AAACAUAGAUAGACAUGCGAAAAAAUAGAUCAAUAUCAUGAACGCUGUUGUCUUUUAGCCUCCAUAUUUUCCAUUAGUGAUCGAUCGAUAGUAAGCAAGUGCUCCUCCUUCUCCCCCAUCAUCCAAUCCACCUAUCACCUACUAUCACGAUUCGAAUAAGCAUAAGAAAAUAAAUUACUCGGAUGAUUCAGUUUAAUUAUAAGAAGUUAUUCAAAUAACUUUUAAAAAAAGCUUCAUUUCAUUCUGAAGGUUGAAUUUAGAUACUCACUCAGUGUUCAGUUAAUUUAUAAUCUUACGAGUUACAAGGAUAUUGAAUUCGUCCAACUAAUCGUAAACGGUACCCUUUAGCAUUAAAGAAGAAACUAACUGCAUAUUCUGACAUACAUUUUGCUAUGAAUUAUCUGCCAGAGAAUGUUAAAUACCGUACUUAUUGCUGAACAAUAAAUGUACUAAUCCCUUAGUUCUGUGAAUCAUGGUAGUAAUGAACGCUGAGAAAUGUUACUUUUUGUUCUCAGUGAUAGUUUUCAUCGACAUCUCGAUAGCAUCUGCUGUAUUUUAUCACGAACAAGUGAUUCCAUCAUCUGAAAAGCGUUUAAUUAAACAAUUAAUUGACAAUUAUGAGAAAGCCGGGAAAAUUGGACGUCCUGUUAAAAACACUAAAGAUCGUGUGGUUGUCGGCUAUGGCUUGUCUCUGUUUCAAUUAUUGGAUUUAGAUGAAAAGAAUCAAAUACUGACAAUAAAUGUUUGGGCAAAAUACACAUGGAUUGAUCAAUUGUUACGUUGGGAUCCAGCGAAUUAUUCCAACAUACGUGAAGUACGCAUUCCACCAAGUGUUAUAUGGACACCGGAUAUAGUACUUUAUAAUUAUGCCGAUGAACGCCUAAAAGAGAAACGUGAUGUCAUGUUGAAUGUUGACUACAUGGGACGCGUAUUUUGGAGUCCACCAGCUAUAUUCAAAUCAAACUGCCCAAUCGAUAUCAAAAACUUUCCAUUCGAUUAUCAACACUGUUUUCUAAAAUUUGCUUCAUGGACUUAUAAUAGCGAACAAUUAGACUUACAGUUUUUGGAUAAUCGCACUGAAGUUGACAUUGAUCAGUAUACUUCAAGUAAUGAAUGGUCACUUGUUGCUAGACCAGCCUAUCGGUUUAUAAUGCUGUCAGAAGAGUGUGGUAAAGAAAUACCCGACUUAACUUUUUUCUUAUUCUUGAAACGUAAUCCUGCCUUCUAUGGAUACUUGUUGGUAUUUCCAUGUGUACUGUUGAGUGUGAUCACCACAGUGAUAUUCUGGUUACCACCACAAAUACCAGCUAAAAUGGUUCUUAGCAUGAAUAUAUUUGUGGCAUUCUCUCUGCUUUUGAAAAUACUUGCUGUUUCCACACCGUCGGCUUCAACAAUAGUACCGUAUUUAGGUUACUUUUAUUGUUUAAAUAUGACGUUGCUCAGUUUGUCAACAUUCGCGUCCACUAUUGUAGUGCAUUUGCACUUCCAGCGUGUCAAGUCAAAGCAUGUACCACCAUGGCUUGUUAAAGUAGUCCGAUUUUUCGCCACAUUAUUACAUGUUUCGAAACUUGAACCAUCUGUAACAGAUGCAAAUCAAAAACUCAGUGUUGUUGAAGCGCAAAUUAAAGAUUCUAGAAUGAAGCAAACUAUGAAAACAGAUAAUUUACUUGAAGCAUGGCCAUCACAACUUCAACUACUGCCACCACAAUCUAACAUAUUGUACCCCACUGGCUUGGAUUCACAAUGGGAUCAUAAGACAAAUAUGGUGCUGAAACCGGAAAAUUACCUUUUAAAUUCCAGUAAAUUACCUGUUUUCCAAAAGCAGCAGCUUUUAUUGUUACAAGAGGGUUCACGUGUGUCAUAUCCUAUUGGGUCUGAUGUAUGUCAAAUACCAGGGCAUCCAACAACUAGGACAAAUAGCCACCAACAACAAAUUAUCCCAUGGGGUGGGGAUUAUCCUGUCAAUCAGUCAAAUGAACUACUAGAAGUAAAGUCGGAAACAGCUAAGAUAAAUAAUGAAAUGCUUAGGAAAUUUCAACAAUCUAGACGACAUUCAAGAAGACCUACAAUUCAAAUGGAGUUCAAUUUAGGUGAUUUAUGCAGUGCACUGAAACAACUCAUGCUCAAAAUUGCUAAAAAAGAUGAAAUAGGACAACGUGAUCGUGAGUGGAGGUUAGUACUAAUGACUAUUGAUCGUUUAUUCAGCUGGUUCUACUCUACCGUCGUCAUUGUUGCAGGUAUAUAUCUACUGUUUCCAAGAGGACGUUCACACACAGUUCAGGAGAUUAUAGCAAUGCACCAAGAAAAAUACGACAUAAGAAAUCAAGCUGUAGCAAGACAGUGCAUGAUGGGAUAUUCAAAAACAAUAUAACAGUUUCAUCAAGCACUGAGUGUUUAACUACCACAAUACAAAAAGUAAAAAUUUUCCCUUCAUUGUUUAGCUUAGUUAUUAUUAGUUUAUAAUUUAAUGCCCCUGGAUCAAAGCAUUUCAUUGACAACUGAAUUGUUGAAUGAAUUUUUCUUUCUCAUCUCUUUUCCCACAUAAACCAUAUGAAAUAAUAAAGGGUGCUUUAAAAUCAUUUUGUUGAGAUAAUUUUUUUUCCUUUCACUAUGUAACUGUUAGAUUUUUACUCAGUGAAGGUAGACACUGAUCAGGAUUUCAAUCGCUUGCUGCUGGUUUCAUCAAAGUAGAGUAAAAUUAAAUCAUAGUGACUUCUAGUCAACUUC